AUGAAUCAUGAAUUUUAUUGAUUUUGUGUUCUUUGACUGUUACCACUUGUCCUAAGUGGUAACUGAGAUGAUGCAUUUCAGUACACCCAUGACAGCAGUCUGACAUUUCAGGGACACUCCUGCUGAAUUAGUGGCUAUGAGCUCUUUUUCUAUGAAAAAUCAGAAAUUAUUUCCGGAAAUACGGUUAAGGCUUCAGUAUUCGUCCUCAAAUCUAAAACAACCAACCCAUAUGAUGCUUCCGGUCAAUUUGCAAACAAGAUUCUUCCUAUAACCAUAAGUGGCUACUCUGGAUUCAGAGGUUUGCAAGCUUACGCUGAUACAGGAGCCAACAAAUUUAUUGUUGUGGGUCAGCACAUUUACGAAUCAAAGUUUUUUCCAGCAUUCUGUGCAAUCACUCCUGGGAACCCACCUUCCUUUGAAGUGAAGUAUAUCCCUCUUGAAACAAAUUCUGACGAUGGUCUGACUACAAGGCGAGAAACUAACGUUAGACUACUUAAACCGUUCACAUCAAUUGGACAUUUUUGAAUCUUCCAUUUCGCAGGACAUCUAUAUCCUUCUACAUAUGAAAAUAUGUUCAUUAACAAGGUAAAUACAUCAACCUUGCAAACUGAUGCGGCUUCCUAUCUAGUAGGUUCUUACAAUGACGGCACUAAUAUUGAAGGAACCAAAUUCAUCCCAAUGGUCUUGGCAGGAUCCAUAAUUCUGUCUGAUAACACUAUAGUGUCACUAUCCUAUAUUUCGCCUGGCUCUAAUUCAAUCUAUUUUCCUGCAGGUUUUUAUAUCUGGAUCGGAAAUUUUACUCAUAAAACCCAAGAGCUAACCGCUAUACAAAGUCAAAAUUUCAACUUUGCCGGUCUUGAUGGAGUGAACACACCAAGUGGAGAAAGAGCACUGAUAUAUGGAAGCAUUUGGUAUUCUUCUGAAUCAGUUCACCAACUCUUUUACACUCUCAUCUCACCAGUUGAUAAUAUUGGCAAUUCUUCUGUGGUCUAUUCAAUGUCAAGACUAACAACAUCCGACGGAGAGGUGUUUUUCUAUCAAAAUGAUAAUGCAGAAGGCUUUCUCGUUACUAAAAGUCAAAAUAACGUGAUUUUGAGAUUUAAUAUCUCUGAUGGAGCAGAAAUUAAUGUUUAUUAUUCAUCAGUAUUACAUGGAGACUCAUUUAUAUCAUCCUACAAUUCAACUCUGUACUAUCACAGGGUAGCUAUGGAUCCCUACAUAGUGUCUAAAUUUUCAGAAUCAGAUGGAAACUCUUGACUUGGGCAAUGGGUUGUCCAUCCUUCAACUGGUACAGCCCAAUUAAAUGAAGAUCGAUUUUUCUAUGAAUCUCCAAGAUCAAUAGAUAUCGGCCCAGUAUCAACAAUGUAUGCUACUUUAUCUGUAGGUUAUGCUAUAAGUGAUUAUCAAGAAGUUGGCCUAUAUCAAGAAUAUUCUUGAGGCUCUUACUCAGAAGUGUCCCCUAACCCAUUAGCAACUGAGAUUGAUUCUUUUAAUAAAAGUUGAGCUGAAUCAAUAGAAACAUCGAGGGCCUUUGAUAUUGCCAUUGAGAGUAAAUAUAGCGCAACUUGAACACUCAAUUCUACUCAAAUGUUUGCUAGAAGCGUAUUUUAUACCAAUAUAGUGUGGGAUAGCUCUGAUAAUCCAGUAACAUGGGCCUCAAUAUCUCCAGAAGGUGCCUUUGCAGUUUCUAAUAUUCCAUGAAGCAUUCAAGGAGUUAAUAUAGUGAAAUUCCUUACUAACAUUGGAGAGAUCGGAGAGUAUAAUAUAACAGUUCAAAUAAAUGUAACAGGACCUCCACCUCAAAUCAAUCAAACUGUUGUAGACCAACAAACAACAGCUUUGAACACAGAUAUAACUUAUGAUGUUUCUCAAAUGUUCAAGAAUCUUGAUGGGCAUCCUUCUGUACUCGUAUACUCUGCUACUCUUUCUGAUGGAAGUCCAUUACCUUCUUGGGCCAUCUUUGAUGCAAGUACUAAAGUGUUCAUCUUUGAUGCUAGUGCAACUAAUACAGCAACUAUAAAACUGAUUUGAACAAAUGAUUUGAACUAUAAUGCAACCCAGGAAUUCAUAGCAAGUAUCAUAAAUAAUCUUCCUCAAGUGGUUUCACCAAUGGGAACAGUUACUCAUGAAGAUAAUAUUACCUUCACAGAAACAUUUAAUUUGACUGAAGUAUUCAAUGAAGUAGACCCUAAUCAAGUACUAACUUAUCAAAUAGUUUCUAGUCCAGCUCCUCCUUCUUUUGUGUCUGCAACUAUUUCUACAAAUAAUAUUUUGACUGUGUCUGGUUGUGCAAGUGUUUCUGACGUUGGAGGCACGCACAGAGUGCAAGUUAAUGCUUUAGAUGGAUUUGAUUUAAUUUCAGAUAUACUAACUAUAGUUAUUACUGAGAACAAGUCCCCUAAUAUACCUUCUGGAAUUCAAACUUCUCUAAUUGGAUAUGAAGAUACUCCAAGUUUCACUACAUUUCCUGCUUUUACAGAUGAUGAAGGAAACCCAAUUAGCUAUAAUGUUAUUAAUGCAGAUGGAAGUGCACUUAAUAAUUCUUGGAUUAACUUUGAUCCAACUACAAGGAACUUAUCAUACACUCCAUUUGGAGAUCUCUUUGGUCCGAUUAUGCUCAAGUUGAUUGCUAGAGAUGACUACAAUGAUCCUGUCGUAGUUGAUAUUACUCUUCAGCUCAAUUAUAGACCAAGAGAUAAUCCAAUAAUUUUGGAUAGAAAUGGAGAAUUUAUGGUAAAAGAAUUUUCUUAUUAUGAAAUUCCUAAUACAAUUAUUUCACAUUAUGAGCCGAUCUCAACCUAUUGGGUGACACUUAAUGAUGGAUUUACUCCACCUCCAUCAUGGCUCACGAUUUCAGAUCCCCAUUCAAGCGCUAGUGGCAAUUUUGAAUUUUUUGGAACUUAUCCAACUAGUACUCAUGAAGUUAUUAUUUUAAGAUUAUAUGCAAGGGAUAGUUUGAACCGUGAGGGUUUUGCAACUAUCACAAUAGAGUCGAAAUUUUACUGCCACAACAGUUGACAAACCUGAAAUGGCCCAGAUAUUGAUGACUGCUUGGCAUGCCAACCUGAGUAUUUUAAAUAUCAAACUAUGUGAAAAACAGUGUGCCCAGAUGGGUAUUAUGGUGAUACAUCAGAUAAUUCGUGACAGCCUUGUAAUUCAGCAUGAGGAAAAUGAACUGGCCCAACCGACUUAGAUUGUACAGAAUGAAAAUCAAACUCAACGCAUUUAUAUUCUGAAUAUAAUGGUCAGUGAGUAGAUCCUUGUCCUGCUAAGCUGUAUAAAAAUGUUAACUCAUUAAAAUGAGAAGAGUGCCAUCCAUUCUGAUUGAGUUGAUAUGGACCAUUAUCAACACAAUGAACUGCCUGAAAUACCAAUAAUAGAUAUGUUCUUACAGAUCCGAACACCUGAAUGUAUUUAACCUGUCCUGAGCAAUACUAUUAUGAUAAAACAAGCCAGGAUUGCCAACCUUGUCACAAGAACUGUAAGGAAUGUAGUGGGCCAAAUAGUGAAGAAUGUCUUAGUUGCCCAUUUUCAAGAUUUCUUAAUCAGCCAACAGGCACCUGUCUGUUAUGAACAGAGAUUAACUCAGGCCUCUAUUUUGAAUCUCUUUCAAAUACAUGUAUUGAGCAAUGUGGCAAAGGUUACAAUCUUGGGUUUAUCGAAUGUGAUGACGGAAACAAUGCUGAUGGAGAUGGAUGAAGUAGCCAAUGAACAGUGGAAACCAACUGGAGUUGUGACGGAGGAAAUCAAUACAGACCAGACUUAUGUGCCAGUGUUAUUGUACCAAUAGCAGAGCUUGCAUCUAUUAAUCAAUAUAGCUCAUUAGCUUCUGUUUUAUUAAACGAAAAAGUAACAUUUGGAGAAUAUAAUGAAGGAGAUAUCUCAAUUGAUAUUGAAGGACCUCUUGCUCCUUAUGAAUUCAAAUUCUAUAUAAACCCAGCUACAGACUAUGUGCCUGGAGAAAUAAACAUCAAGUUUAAAAUACAGUUUGAGUUUUUAUCAAGUCUGCUUGGGGAUCACCAUGAGACUAUAAUUGUCACGUUCAAUAAUCCAGAGAUGUUCAUAGACUUAGAUGGAAAUUCUUUGUCUAACAAACAAACCACUAUAACAAUCCCAUUCUUUAAACAAGUUUUAUCAGAAGAGGAAAAGAAGGCUACUAAUACACAAUCGGGAGCAAGCAUUUUGAGCUUAUUACUUGCCUUUGGAUCUAGCACUGCUAUUUCUGUAAUUUUUGGAAGUAAAAUUGAAGCAACUUGGCUCCUCUUUGGAUGCAUCCAGUUGAUGUCAUUUGUACCUUUAUUCAACGUAAAUUUACCAGGAAACUUCAGAGAAUUUUCUAAAAAUUUAGCAAUUCUUCAUGGUGAACCUGGAGGUAUUCCCAACUUAUUUGAGAGCACUGUCAAUACUACUGGGUUGCAGCCAUUCAAUAAAUAUUUUGAGACAAUGGGAUUCAAAACUGAGCUUUUGGUUAUGAAUUCAGGAAGAAAAAUUGAGCUAUGGAUCAUCAUGUUCUUCUCCAUGGGGAUUUCAUUCAUUCUCUUUGAUCUGUGGUCUGAAUCUAGAAUAGGGAAAAUAGUCAGGAUGAUAGACACUAAAAUUCGAUAUGGGUUCCUUAUUAGAAGUGUAUCUCAGUUCUACUUGAGCUUGUUUCUUUGAUCUGUAUUGAACCUCUAUAUUAUUUCAUGGAGUGGGACCAAUGUUAAUUAUUUUAACAAUUUCUGAGCUCUAGUGGGGAUGUUUGCAGUAAUCUAUGUUCCAAUAAAGUCAUUCAAUAUUAUCUACAAAGCAGGAGAUUUGAACUCUAAAACUUUCAAGAAGAGAUAUAAGACCAUCAUCUCUGGUCUAAAAACUUCAGGCCCAAUGUGUUUUCAGUUCGUCAGUAUUUUCUAUUUUAGAAGAGGAGUGUAUGCAUCAAUUCUAGUUCUGCUGUAUUCUACUCCUCUUCUUCAAAUUAUGAGCGCAUCAAUACUCACAGUAGCAAUGGCAUGAUAUCUGAUCAUUGUAAAACCAUACGAGUCAUCACUAUCCACUUUCCUUAGCAUCAGCAAUGAAUUCUUACUGAUCCUGAUGAUUUUUGGAUCAUUUAGAUUCGUUAACCCAGUAAUGACUCCAACUGAGAGUAGAAUUAUCGGGAAAGUAUUCAUUGGAGUCUUAAUCUCCACCAUCUUUCUAAACUGGGCGAGCAUUAUUUUCCAAGGAAUCAAAACAUUCUUACAAAACAAACGAAGGAAGAAGAAGAUCGACCAUAUUAUGAAGUUAAAGGAAGCUAAUGAUUGGUACUCUGUGAAAUCGAUCACAAAACUGAAGAGCAACAGCUCUUAGUGAAUAAUAUUUGUACUGAAUUAUUCUAUUGAA
Molecule: messenger RNA, 5355 nt
Organism: Moneuplotes crassus
Lineage: Eukaryota; Ciliophora; Spirotrichea; Euplotida; Euplotidae
Source: the annotation of a GenBank genome assembly